This is a messenger RNA of Phragmites australis (common reed), 1007 nucleotides long. Its product is annotated as LOB domain-containing protein 6-like. The transcript is spliced from 3 exons. NCBI's taxonomy places the organism in Eukaryota, Viridiplantae, Streptophyta, Magnoliopsida, Poales, Poaceae. The coding region runs from base 1 to 807 and encodes 268 amino acids. The record is from RefSeq and is a predicted model, not a curated record.
AUGGCCUCCUCGUCGGCGGCGUCGGUGCCGGUCUCCACGGGCGCCUCCGUGAUCACCGUGGCCUUGCCGUCGACGGUCGGCUCGAUGUCCGGUGGCACGGGAUCGCCGUGUGCGGCGUGCAAGUUCCUGCGGCGCAAGUGCCAGCCGGACUGCGUGUUUGCGCCCUACUUCCCGCCGGACAACACGCAGAAGUUCGUGCACGUACACCGCGUCUUCGGCGCCAGCAACGUCACCAAGAUUCUCAACGAGCUCCACCCCUACCAGCGCGAGGACGCCGUCAACUCGCUCGCCUACGAGGCCGACAUGCGCCUCCGCGACCCCGUCUACGGCUGCGUCGGCAUCAUCUCCAUCCUCCAGCACCGCCUCCGCCAGCUCCAGCAGGAGCUCGCCCGCGCCAGCUACGAGCUGUCAAAAUACCAGGCGGCGGCUGAAGCUGCGGCGGCCUCUGUGGCCGUGGGAUCCAACGGUGCGCCGAUGAUGGCGGAUUUCGUCGGCAACCCAGUGCUCAACUGCACACAGAACUUAAUCAACAUCGGCCAUUCCACGGGGACGGCGAUCGAAGGGGCCGGGUUCGUGCAGCACGACCAGUUCGCCACCGUGCAGAUGCUGGCCAGGAGCUACGAGGGGGAGGCCGCGGCGGCGAGGGGCGGCAUGAACGGAGGAGGAGGCGGUGGCUACGGCUUCGGGUACUCGUCGGCCAUGGGCGCCAGGCACGGGGCGGUGUCUGGCCUUGGGCAGAUCGGCGGCGGGCCGUUCUUGAAGCCCGGCAUGACCGGCGGGGACGAGCGGUCCACUGCCGCGCAGUAGUGGAGUGUCUGAUCUUUGGCAGGUAUAUGACUUCUGAGCCAAUCAAGACCCAGAGACUAAAAUAAUUGCUUGACGACUUAAAGACUAAAUUAAGUGCGAGGAGAAAAUCCUAGUAUCCUUACUCAGAGAGACAAUAGAAGAAAAAUAGCUCUUUAUUUUGUACAAUGAGUUUGUUUUGUUAAUGUCUUAUUUUUUGAAUC